Molecule: messenger RNA, 2395 nt
Organism: Hirundo rustica (Barn swallow)
Lineage: Eukaryota; Metazoa; Chordata; Aves; Passeriformes; Hirundinidae
Gene: TTC12
Product: tetratricopeptide repeat domain 12
Exons: 21
Coding region: 138-2255 (705 amino acids)
Molecular function (GO): protein binding
Source: RefSeq, a predicted model, not a curated record
CGGGUUCGAGUCCGGGCCCGGCGGGUCCCGCUGAUCCUCUCUGUUCCUCGCUGAUCCUAUCUGUUCCCCGCUGUCCCCGCUGUCCCCGCUGUCCCCCGCUGUCCCGCUGUCCCCCGCUGUCCCGCUGUCCCCCGGCCAUGCUGCGGGACGAGGACACGGAGGCGGAUUUCCAGCGCUUCCUGCGCCGCGUGGAUGAUGUCGCCAAUUUGCUGCAAGGUCUGAACUCCCCGGACUCGGCUGUCCAGGAAAAAGCCAUUGCUGAGACAGAGAAAAGGCUGCGAGAGCAAGGAGCCAGCAGGGAGGAGGAGGAGAGCAGGACCAUUGUGAACAGAACGCUCAUCAACACUUCUGGCGCGGCGCGGGCGGAGGCAGUGGAUGCAGACGGCUUCCUGGCAGCUUUGGAAAAGGAUGCCAAAGAACGAGCCCAGCGCAGGAGGAGGAACGAGCAGCUGGCAAACGCCCUGAAGGAGCAGGGGAACGAAGCCUUCCGGAGAGGAGACUUUGCCCUGGCCGUCCAGAGGUACUCGGAGGGGCUGGAGAAGCUGAGGGACAAGCAGGAGCUGUACACAAACAGGGCACAGGCCUACCUGAAGCUCCGUGAGUAUGAGAAAGCCAUCAGUGACUGUGAGUGGGCACUAAAGUGCAAUAAAAACUGCCUCAAAGCCUAUUUCCUCAUGGGGAAAGCUCACCUGGCACUGCAGCACUUCACUGAGGCCAGGCAGUGCUACGAGGAGAUGCUGCGGGCUGAUCCCCGGAAGGAAAACCUGUUCAAAGACUGUGUGAGCGAGGCCAGGCUGGAGGAGAAGAGGCUGAGAGAUGAGGAGAGAGCGCAGAGGGAGCUCCGGGCUGGGAAUGUCGCUGCUCUGUCCGUCCAGGAAUUGCUGCAGAGGAUCAGCAGCCCCGACCAGGACAUCCUCUACUACACAGGCGGCAUCAGGCUCCUGGCAGGAGCCGUGAACGGCUGCACUGGGCAAACGCUCUUCAGGACAAACAAUGGCUUCAGUAUCCUCAGGAACGAGACUGUCAGAGGGGCCUUGUGUGCAGAGAGCAAAAGCGCUGCAGAGGCGGAGCUGUGCGUUUCCCUUCUCCUGCUGUGGCAAGCUGCCUGUGCUGGGAAUGAGGAAAAUCAGCGUCUCCUGUUGGCCCAGCCCGACGUGGGUGCCCAGCUGGCAGAGCUGCUCUCCUCUGGCACCCCCCAGCUCCAGAGGGAGACCCUGGCGCUGAUUUCUCUCUACUCAGAGAACGAGAGUGGCCGGAGGCUGCUGCUGAGGCAGGACCUGAGCAGAUGGCUGCAGAUUUUGAUGGCGUUUGUCAAGAGCACUGAUGCAAGGGCUGACAGAGCCAUGAACAUCUUGUCUGACUUAAGUGGGGAGGAAAGGUUCCAAGCCCAGUGUCGGGCCGUGAUUUCCACAGGUGUUCUACCUUUACUCGCCCAGUUGCUGGUGUGUUCGGGGCCGGUGAACGCCGCGGCGCUGGCGCGUGGCGUGGGCGCGCUGGGCAGCCUGUGUGCAGAUGUGGGGCUGCGGGCACAGCUGGCUGGGAGCGGGGAGUGCUGGCAGGCCUGCCUGCAGCUGCUGGACGGUGGGUGCCCUGAUGCCAGCAGCCCUGGGUACCAGCAGUGUGUGUUUGCAGUGCUGGGGCUGAUGAUGAACCUGCUGCUUGAAUCCAACAGCACCAUCCAGGAUUUUGCUGUGCCCAUCAGUGGCAGGUGCCUGGCUCUGCUCAGCCAUCAGGACGGAAGGAUUGUCACGAGAGCCACUGGAGUGCUGAGCCGUGUCCUGCCAGCGUCUCCCUCAGCAGUGGAGGAGGUGGUGAAAGCAGGAGUGGUGAAGAAAAUGCUCAAAUUCUUGAGAGCUGGGGGACACCUCACAUCCAGCUAUGCCAUAAAGACCCUUUCCAUCUGCACCAAGAGCAGCCGGAGAGCUCAGGAGGAGCUGCUGAAAUGGGAUAAAAGGCUGCGAGUGCUGCUGAAGCUGCUGGAGUCUGGGGAUGAGCUGACGGUGGGGAAUGCAGCUUUCUGUCUGGGCCAGUGCCUGCUGCUGCCCGGGGCAGCCUCGGCGCUGCUGGGCUCCGGCGCGGUGCCGCUGCUGCUCAGGCUGGCUGCCAGCGGCGCCCAGAGAACCUCGGUGCAGAAGAACUCGGCCAUUGCCCUGGGCAGGCUCUGCAUGGCUGAGCCAAGGCACAUUGAUCAGCUGAGGAAGCUCAAUGGCUUGGCCAUCCUGAACUCCUCCAUGAAAUACGUGCACAGCAGCUGAACUCCUCAGAAACCUCCCACAAGUGCCCUUCACCUCACUUGCUGUCGAGUUUUCUUUGCUUUAAUAAAAUUGAUUCGAAGCACAUCAGCUUUUCAGUGGCUUUUCGGAGUGGUUUUGGUCCCCCCCAGCAGCCAGUGAUA